UUUUUUUUUUUUAUAUCUAUACAAUUUUUAUUUUAUUUUAUUUUAUUUUUUUAGCCUACCAAACGCAGAGCUGAAUCACCUAAAUUACGUGGUAGUAUCACUAUUCCUACACAAGAUGAACUAGAACAAUAUGAUGAAGAAGUAGCUUCUCCUUUGGUUAUGGAUCCUAUUAACAAUUCAUUACCUUCUUUAUCUUACAUGUCUCCUAAUUUGUUACAUCAUUAUACCCCUCCUGCUCUCAAUAAUCAUGAUCCUGCUGGUUCUUAUUACUUUGGUCAAAUGUCACCAUCAACAAUGCCAUCUACUCCUCACUAUGAUCCAACUCAACAACAAACAAUGAAUGCUGGUGGUCUUAGUUUUGAAGAUUUAUUCUCUAUGUAUUAUCCUUCCAACAACAACAACAAUAACAAUAUAACAACAACAACGACACCACCACCAAUGUCAGUAUCAACUACAACACCAAUGAAUAUCAAUCGUUUUGAUCAUCAUUCUAGUCCUAGUUCUCCUUCUUCAUCAGUAUGUUCUAACACAAGUACUGACAUGCCAUCAUCAACUUCAAAAUCUACGUUACCAACAGUCAAUCAGAAAAUGUCAUCUCAAGGAAAAACACAAUGUUCUAAUUGCAACACUCAAACUACUCCAUUAUGGCGACGAAAUGCUCAAGGCCAACCUCUAUGUAAUGCUUGUGGUCUAUUUUUGAAACUUCAUGGUGUGGUUCGUCCUCUAAGUUUGAAAACAGAUGUGAUCAAGAAACGAAAUCGUUCCAAUGUAACUGGAAAAAAAGGAAAGCAAUCUUCACAACAACAACAACAACAAACAACUCCUAUAACACCACCAGCAACAGGAUCAUCAACUUCUGGACAACCUUUAUCUUCGCCCAUAUACAACUCAUACGCACCUCAACAUCGCAACAGUAUUGCUAAUAGUUCUUCGACAUCAGCUAUCCAAUUAUCAUCUUCUUCAACUACUGAAUCCAUGACACAAUCAACAUCAACAUCAUCAUCAUCACAAUCAUCAUCACCGCAACCACCACCUGCUGCAACCACCACCACAAUCAACACCACCGCCACCACCAUUGUUGCACCCCCACCUAUUAGCAAAAGGCAACGUCGCACGACAUUCAUGUCAAAUAUAUCAUCAUCACCAUCCUCAUCCUCAUCGCCACCAUCUACACCAGGAUUUUAUUCAACUUCAGUACCUGAUGGCAAUAUGUAUUCACCUUCUCCUUAUCAACAUGCAGGCCGUGGAAACAAUGGAUAUGUAGAAAUGUAUACCAACAACACUUAUGGUUUAUCACAUCCUAAUCUAUCAUCAUCUCCUCCUGGAUUAUUAUCCUCUUCUUCAUCUCACUCUUCUUUGGCAAGUUUAUGGUCCAACAACACAUCAACAACAUCACGUCCACCAGGGUCAAUGUCAGGAAAUGAAGUUUAUAGUAUUUUGGAAUCUAUUGGUAUUCAAUUGAAUAAUCUUCCAGCUGAAAUCCUUCCUUUGAUUGCUUCCGCUGCUCAAUAUCAUGCUGCCAAUAAACAACGUCAACAAGGUGGAUCAACUACUCCUUCUCCUGAUGUGACAUCCAUUCUUCAACAACUCUUCCCUCCUCAACAACAAACAUCAUUAAAUCAUCCUCCAUCAUGAAUUAGUUUGUUAGUUAUUUGAUAUUUGUAUGAUAGCGCGUAUCUUUUUUUUUUCUUUUCUUUAUAUAUCAUUCUCAAUUUGUUUGUACAUUUUAUCCUUUUUUUUCUUCUUCUUCUUUUAUAUGACAAAAUAAAUCAAUAUUAUUAUAUGCUUUUUAUGACAA
This is a messenger RNA of Halteromyces radiatus, 1798 nucleotides long. RefSeq lists its product as uncharacterized. The transcript has a single exon. Gene Ontology annotation, biological process: positive regulation of transcription by RNA polymerase II; negative regulation of transcription by RNA polymerase II. The record is from RefSeq and is a predicted model, not a curated record. NCBI's taxonomy places the organism in Eukaryota, Fungi, Mucoromycota, Mucoromycetes, Mucorales, Cunninghamellaceae. The coding region runs from base 160 to 1635 and encodes 491 amino acids. Gene Ontology annotation, molecular function: RNA polymerase II cis-regulatory region sequence-specific DNA binding; zinc ion binding; DNA-binding transcription factor activity, RNA polymerase II-specific.